Camelus dromedarius (Arabian camel) is the source of this 7836-nucleotide messenger RNA. RefSeq names its product coiled-coil domain containing 50 (gene CCDC50). Gene Ontology annotation, molecular function: ubiquitin protein ligase binding. NCBI's taxonomy places the organism in Eukaryota, Metazoa, Chordata, Mammalia, Artiodactyla, Camelidae. Bases 132 to 1580 code for a protein of 482 amino acids. The transcript has 12 exons. The record is from RefSeq and is a predicted model, not a curated record. Gene Ontology annotation, cellular component: cytoplasm.
ACCCGCGCGAGCUGCCGGCCCGACUUUGCGCCGCGUCGGGCGCUGCUGCUGCUCUUGGGCGCGGGGCCGCGCUUGGUGCCGGCGGCGGCCGGGAAGCGGGAGGCCAACGGCAACCUGGACCCCGGGCCAACAUGGCUGAAGUCGGCAUCGACCAGUCCAAGCUGCCAGGAGUCAAAGAAGUGUGCCGAGAUUUUGCUGUCCUGGAGGACCACACCCUGGCCCACAGCCUGCAGGAACAAGAGAUUGAGCACCAUUUGGCAUCAAAUGUUCAGCGGAACCGUCUGGUCCAGCAUGACCUCCAGGUGGCCAAGCAGCUUCAAGAGGAAGAUCUGAAGGCGCAGGCCCAGCUGCAGAAGCGCUACAAGGACCUUGAACAACAAGACUGUGAAAUUGCUCAGGAGAUUCAGGAGAAGCUGGCUAUCGAAGCAGAGAAGCGACGCAUUCAGGAGAAGAAGGAUGAGGACAUAGCACGCCUCUUGCAAGAAAAGGAGUUACAGGAGGAGAAAAAGCGAAAGAAGCACUUUCCAGAGUCCUCUGGAGGCAAAGCUUAUGGUGACAGUUACUAUUAUGAAGACGGAGACCAGCCACGGUCAAGGAGGGCAAGGGAGUUGGGUUCUGGAGCCUCAAGGCCUUGUAGACUCCAAAGUGAUGGAAAGACUGCGAAGCAGCGGAAGGAGGAGUCCAGACACCCCCAGGAGAACUUGGAAGAACCAGAAGAGCCUUGUUCAUCAGAGAGAUCUCUGUCGUCCUCUAGCUCGGGUAGAGCGAGGGACAAUCCCCAAAUGAACCCUGAGCAGCGCGACAAGAGCCAGCCCGGCCACGAGAGGCAGCGGAGACCCCCUCUUCCCAGAGUCAGUGGUGAGGUGUUUCUGAGCACCAAGCAGGACGACUGGGAGGCUAACCACAGCCGUCAGACUCGGAAUUGGGAAAAGAAGUCCCGCCACCAGGACCACCUUUCUCCCGAGUCCUCACAGAAAGCAGGGCUUCACUGCAAGGAAGCCGUAUGUGGGAGGGGCCGUGGGCGAGGUGAGCACAGAGGAAGGAAGCGCAGGCCCAGGACUCCUCCCUUCUCACAGAGUGAGGAGCGGCUCCCGCUCCACGACACAGGAAUGAAGCCCAGAGUGAUGAAAGACGCUGUCUCUACUCCGUCACGGGCGACCCACAGGGAUCAGGAAUGGUAUGAUGCUGAAAUUGCCAGAAAACUGCAAGAAGAAGAAAUUUUGGCUACCCAGGUGGACAUGAGAGCAGCUCAGGUGGCUCAGGAUGAGGAAAUCGCUAGACUUCUAAUGGCUGAAGAAAAGAAAGCUUACAAGAAAGCCAGAGAGCGGGAGAAAUCAUCGCUGGACAAAAGGAAGCAUGACCCCGAGUGGAAGCCCAAAACAGCUAAAUCAGCACACUCGAAGUCAAAAGAGAGCGAUGAACCUCACCGUUCUAAGAAUGACAGGCCAGCACGGCCACCACCACCUCCUGUGACAGAUGCUGAGGAUUUGGCUUACACUCAUUUUACAAACCAGCAUAAUUCUACACGUCAUUUCUCAAAGUCAGAGUCUUCUCAUAAAGGUUUCCAUUAUAAGCCGUAAAAACCUAGGAAUCUGCCUUGAAAACGGACUCACUGUAGCAAAAUUACUGGAUGAUACAGAACGCAUUCCACGCUUAUUUUUUUCCUCCUGUAUUUUGUAUUCCUGGGAUUUAUCCUCAAGUGUUUUUUUGACCAUAAAUAAUUUUCAUUCAUUUAAAAUGUUUUGGUUAUUCCUGAUCACUUGGGCAGUACAAGGAAAUCUAGCUUCUGAAUAUUGGCCACCUCUAUGCUGCAUAUGCUUCCUGGGAUAGUAUCUGAGAGCUGUAUAAAAUGUCGUUUUCAUUAGGUAUGGAGUGUUGAUAUCUAGGGAAUAGACUUUAGCAACUAGAAUUUUGUGGAGAGAGUAAAGUAAAACAUACUGUUUGGGCGCAACACAGAAUAAAAGAAUGUAAGAAAUAGCCUUUUUUUGUUGCAUUAGUGUAUGACAUAUUGAAAGACAGAGACUUUUCCUUUUUUAACCCUUCAGGAAAAGAAAAAAAAAAUCACAGCCAUAAAGUAUUUAAAACACAAAAAACCUAGGAGAGUUGGAUUAUGUAAUUCUGACCACCAGGACUGCAGAGGUUUUACAUAUCCUUACACACUCUCCUGGGAAAAUUGGUCAUUCUCCAGCACCGUCUCUGCUCUUGCUUCCUCGGAGCAAGGCUUUCUGAAGCCUCUGGGCAUUGGACCAUUUAUUAGUAUUUACUGGCAAAAAUUUACUUCUAUGAAAUCCCAAGUCUAUGUAAAAGCAGCUGAAAUUGAAAAACCUGGUAUCCCUUCUCUCAUUUUACACUCACUUACAAAGCCAGGGGAAACGGAGUGAACCGGGGAGACGUUUAUGUAAGCGAUGGUGCCAUCGUUUCCUCUGGCUCUAGAUCAGAAUUUUUCUCUCGCUUGAGGAACAGUAUUGCUCGGCAACCUCUCAACAUAUUUUGUGUAUCUGUCAAUAAGUAGAUUUCAUUGGACAUGAAGUUGAAGCUGAUAAAGUGCUUCUUCAUCCAAGUAUUUGUUUCUACUCAUUUGUUAGUGGUGGGACGUGGGCACUGGAUUCCUUUGUGCCGGGCCUUUAAGCCCCUCUUCAAGAAGUCUGGAAUUUUUGUCCAGCUUCUAACCUCAUGGAGACACGUAUUUCCCCAAACUAGUUAGUUAGCAUAAGUGUCAGCCGUGCUGCAGAUAUAAAUAUCCUUUCAGCUGAACAGCCUAUUAUUUUUCAUUGUGUGAUUCUGACAUUUUUGGCACUUCAGCGUGGUGUUUGUUUAGGAAAGAAAUCUAUAGGUGACUUGAGGAAAAGAUUGAGAAUCCAUUUUUCCCCCACUGGGAGCUGCCUUCUGUUUGCCUUAUCUUUCCAGAUAGUCUUCAACGUAGGAGAGUAUUCAGGAAGCUUUUUAGAAUAGUUUCUCAGAGUGGAUUUGGGUUUUUCAUUUCAAGAAAGAUCUUUAGUUUCAUAAAGGUUUUGGACUGUAUGAACUUGUAUAAAAAAACCCUAAGAAUUAAGUUUCGGGAAAAUGAUCAUCUGCAAAGAAACAAACUUUAGGGAUGUAGUCAUUUUGGAGAAAUAAGGAAAAGGGAAAUAACAGGAUUUUGAAUGGCCGUGAUGAAGUGAAUGAGGACAAAUCCUCAAGGGCAGACCAAAUGGAGGUCGUAGCCUUAAAUCAAAUUCCAGAGGGUGGCUUCAAUAUCCAAAGGUUAGACAUUGUUGAUUUAUAGAAAUGCUAUAUUUUUCUUUGUCUGCCCUGUGAUUUUGCUUCAUAUUUUUAAAAAGUUUUUUUAUGGUAGCUUUAAAGAAAAAAAAAACUGUAUUUUUAUUUGAAAAUCAGGCAAAUGGGCAACAUCAUUUGCCGUAUUUUUAUUUUAUAAAUGUUUAUUUUUCUAUCUCAUACAAUGAUCAGUUCUGCUUUUAAAAUUCUAUAUUUCUCUUGCCUCUCAUGUACUACUUCAUCCAGUCGUAUUUAUUAUUGAAAAUGCUAACUGGAUAUAUUUCACUCAAAAAAUGUGAGGUCACUUAGCACUUAACUAGAUGUUCGUGUUUCAGCUGUCUUAGUGAGUGACCAGAGGUGGUGUUUCCCUCGUGAUACGCAAUUCAGCAUCUGUAUUGAAAAUUUGUUAUUUUUUUUAAGGUUUUUAAAAGAUUAGAGUUUUAAAAUAUUUUAAUUUAAUUUAAUGUUUUUGUGAAGCAAACACUUUUUAAGGAGCAUCAGAGUAAUUCUUUCCCUGUGAAUAAGGAGACUAAGUGAACUCAACCAGUUGAAUCCUCUUAUCCUCGUACAGAUAACCUGUUACCUUUGAGACUGUGGAAGCAACUACCAACUGUAUUUAAGGAACUGCCAAACAUUCUUCACUGUGUUCUCUGCUUUUCACUUUGUCGGUUUUAUAUAAAUACAGAAGCAUUCAUUUGGUUCCCAUUCCUACUGCUGGAACACACACGAUCUAACGUUUAGGUCCACGAUGUAUUACGCUUCAAUGUCGUGAUGUAAACUAACACUUGUGGCCUUGGAAGAUCUUUCUGUUCCUGUACCUCUGUUGUCUGGAGGCCAGGCCCUGUUAACAUCAGUGUUGCUGAAUGAGCACAGUGUGUUACGGCGCCUCAUCCUCAGGCUACUGGACAUGGUACCCCCGCCCCACAACUGAACUUUCUGUAAGUCAUCACCUGGAAGCAAGGUUAGAUAAGGGUCAGGUUAAGUUAAAUGUUCUGAGUUAAAACAAAUUUGUCUCUAGUGUCAAACCACUGUUAUGUAUAAUUUUAUUGGGACACUCGACAGUUUUGUUAAAAUAACAUUUGAGAUUUUUAGAAGGUGACUUUGCGUACCACUGAAUUACUGUUUCUCAAAUGACUUUACAGCAACCAGCAACAGGCCAGUGAACUGCAGAAAAGACCACAUGGUUUUUGACGUUCACAGAGGAACGUCUCGACUAGAAAAGAUAUGGGUAGAUGCUCCCGAGAGGAAAACCUUUUUAGAAGGGCAGUGGCCAUUGGGAUCUAGAUCAGCAUAUUCUAAAAUGUGUGACCUUGGGCCCUGUGUUCCACUGAAUUCACUUGAGAAAAUUGUGAACCGGACCUGUCUGCCCCUUUUCCUUCUCUGCUGUGGCCUGCAGCUGGACUGCGUGAUGCCAGAUCCGCUGCUGAGUUUGUCCAUACCUUUGCCACCGUGGCAGGACUUUUCAGUAUAAACAUAGCUGACUUUUAACUGAUAGUUAUUUUUCUUUAAUCCUGUCAAAUAUUCUCUGAAUUCUGUCUUGUGCCAGGUUGCUCUUUGGAAACACCUGGAACCAUAGGGUGCAUUCAGUUUACCAUGUAAGUGGUUUACAUUUUAGGGCCUUGAUUUUUAAUGAGUGUUUGUCUUUGUGUGAAGUUCACUUUGGGGAGUACCAAGACUAUUCAUUUCUUCAAUGACAGUUUUCUUGAAGGAUAACCGGAGUGACUGGCUGUAACGUCUCAGCCUAAUAAAGGGGAGAUGCCUGUGUAAGCAGUUUUCUGAAGGACUGAGAACAAAGAAACUUGCACUCAACGGCUUUUUUUCCCCGUGGGGAAAGCGCUGUUUGGGCAGCGUUAAUACAGAAAGGCAGGACUUCGGGUGAACGUCACUGUUCCACAGUGCGCCACGUUCUGGUAACAUCGGCUUUUUAGAAACAAGCGUUGAAAAAAAAUCAAAACCUCCUCUUUCAGCAAAAAGAGAAAACCAGGCUUAAAGUGCUUGCCCGUUGCUUGCUGCUCAGAGUCAGAGAAGCGAUCAGAUAAAAUGGUCCCAUUUUUUCCUUCUAUCUGGUGGUGCCUGGGAGUCUUAAAGCCAUAACUGCUUCUCUUCCUGUUGAUAGAAUCCUUUUUCCUCCCUAGUCCAUCAUAGGUCAUCCGGGCAGGGGGCGCAGACUGGAGAUGGUCCUAGUCUUUCUGCAUGGAGCACAGUGUCGCCCACAUUCUCCUGGAAGAAUCUCUUUUCCACCUGAUGAUAGACGUGAUUGUCAACGCGAGGAGUUGAGGCUGUUGUUGCUCAUGCUGUUGGACUCUGGCUAGAAAUGCUGAACUUCUGGAGAAGUCAAGGAAGGGGUAAAGUAGGAAACAGCCACUUCUACAGAGUCACUUUUCUCAGGAGACCUGCACUUCUUGCCAGCAAUGUCUGUGAGGAGCAGUGUUGCCUUAAAUUAGUUUGAUUCUGACCAAGGUCAGGGUACUGUAUUUCUGUGUGUGAAUGAAUGACUGCCAGCUCUCCACUGAGGUGCCAGAUUCACAGGUGAGCCCCAAACAUCCUGUCCUCAGUAGCUGUGGACGUCCUCCCCCUGAGCUGGGGGCGACAUGCACACUGCUAGGUACAUCAUUUCAUUUCAAGUGGCCUCUCUAAUGAAUGAGCAGUGAUCAUAAAGGCUGGUGGUAGGAGAGAGAUCUUCCCGCCCAGGCCCUCCAGGUGAUCACUUCCUGACUGGUGGAGAGCUGGCUGUCCUCCUUUUCUGCAGGACUGUGUAGAAGAUAUUUCCAAAGGUUCUGUCACGCAGUGAAGUCACUCAUUACUGUUUUGUAAGAAUUUCACCAACACUCUUGUGUAUUGAAAUGCAUACAUUAACAAAAAAGAAAAAGGAGAAAACCAAACAAAACAGAGACGUUUGCUCCAAUGGGAGAUUUGUUGAUGUGAAGAGUGUUUCUAUUUUAUUACUUUUAAGAGAACAUCCACCAGGAAAACUUUUGCUACGGGAAGGAAGAUACCAGAGUGUUUUUUAAGGUUGUAUUUGAUGCCACAAACUAACACAAUCAGCUAAGAAAUCAUGUUGAUUUCUGGAAAUACCUGGUCCCAAAAACCAUUCUCUUUGCCCUUAAAUCUUUGUGAACACUGCCUAGAAAUAUGUUCCUAAUAGACUUAAAUGUUUGUGUGUAUUCUUAGCAAACUAGAAAAUGUUCUUCUCUUUUUGAGUAAAUUUUCAUAGUAUAGGGAGCCAGCACUGUGCUGGUUUCAGCAUUUCAGAUAAGGACAGAAUUGUGUAGCUUAGUGCCCCAUGAUUCAUUGCUGAGGUUCCGAUAGAAAGAAUGGAGGAAUUGAAAGGCAGGGUUUGAGCGACAUUUCCUUCACAAAAGAGCAAGGAUUAAAGAACAGCAAAGAGCAGAUGGUUGAGAGAAUAUACUGUUGCCCAGCAUAUACUGAGGAUAUGUCUCUGUCGCACUGAGUUUCAGACUCUAAUUGCUAAAAUGGUUUCUAGCUGUUAAAUUUUCAGAAUUUUUUAAAUUUCUUACUGAAUCAGCCUCUGAGAUUCUCAUAGGCUGUAACUUCAGCUUUUCCAAUGAACUGAAAGCCGAACGCCCUUUCUCAGAUACGGCUGUAUUGUUCGCCUGCCUCUUAAAGGCAACUGCCUGGUAUUUAGUCCAUAAAGUACUAUGGGAAGGUAGGAUAGAAAAAUGACAUUCCAGAGCGAGAAUUCUCUGUAAUGCGGUUUUCCUUAAGAAGAACCCAUCCCAGCACGCUAUUGUAUUUUGAAAAUGUGCUGAAUUACAAAGUACAAGAGUUUGCUCAUGGAAAUCGAGUUGCUCAGGAAAUUUGAGGUGGUGCUGACAUUCGUCUUACAAUUAGGAAAAGUACCGCCUUUGGAGAGAUCCUACACGGUGCCCAGGUGGUUUUGGACCCUUUGGUCAGAACUCCUUUGACAUUUGGAAUGUAGAUGUUUAAAUAAAUACAAGUGAGAUGUUAUCCCAGCUGCUCAUCAGCUUGUAGCUGAGCCCCAAGGGAAAGGCAGCUUUGAUCCAGUUACUUCAUGGACCUGAGCAGAACCUUAAUGGAACAGAGUUGCCCGGCUGAGGACAGAAAACAGAGGCCACCUCAAGCCACAUGCCUGUGAAGAGAUUAAGUGAAACUGUGAGGGACACUGUGGAUGCCUUAAAGGUGACUGGUGUUGGGUACCGGUGGGUGUGUAUGCACCCUUGUGGGCUAGGCUGGUCACCUUCACACGGCGCAGGUCCUGCUCGGGCCCUCACUGGGGAAAAUGAGAAAAUGGUGCUGGAGGCUUUGUCACGUGUCUCGGGAGGCUGAGAUGGUAACGUCGUUUGGACUCCAGUGCUCAAGCCUCCCUCCAGUGCCAGUUACACCUCUCCAUUAAUUCAUCUAUGCAGACUUGUGUUUCAGCUGUUCUUUUUUUACACCUUGUGUCCCAUUUGAUUCUUUUAACAUCAGGUUCAACAUUGAUACUACAAAUAAUUUUUAAACCAAAGUACUGUAUAAGUCUGUGUGCUUGUUUUCCUGAGUGCUUUGAGGCAAACACCAGUCUUGUCCUUCUCUUAAUAAAGUCAUCCAUUUGUUAAGUCA